AUGAGACAGGACUGCGGAGGAAAGCUCAUGCUCAACAUGUAUCUCUCAGAUCCAACAGAAAAUCUGUUGAAAGAAAGCAAAGGAACAACCUGGGGUCCGAUAAACACAGGAGUGCAGAAAGGCAGCGGUCAGAUCCAGCUGUGGCAGUUCCUGCUGGAGCUCCUCUCUGACAGCACCAACAUGUCUUGCAUCGCCUGGGAGGGAACCAACGGCGAAUUCAAGCUCAUAGACCCGGACGAGGUGGCUCGGCGCUGGGGGGAGCGCAAAAGCAAACCCAACAUGAACUACGACAAGCUGAGCCGCGCGCUGCGUUACUACUACGACAAAAACAUCAUGACCAAAGUCCACGGCAAGCGCUACGCCUACAAGUUCGAUUUCCACGGCUUGGCGCAGGUGUGUCAGCCGACCACCACGGAGCAGGCCAUCUACAAGUUUCAGGGCAACUUCUCCCCGAUCCCGUUCUCUGGGAUUUCCAAACUGAACCUCGUGGCUCCCGGCGUGGGGCCGUCGGGUUUCUCGUACUGGCCGGGCACCCCUCCUGCGGCUCUGUAUCACAGCCACAAUCUCCAGCCUCCAGGGCCUUUUGGCACCGUGUCUCCGUCUCACAUCAGCUGUGUCAACAACAUCAACAGCCUGAGUAACAUCAACAGCCAUUACAACUGA
Molecule: messenger RNA, 663 nt
Organism: Cheilinus undulatus (humphead wrasse)
Lineage: Eukaryota; Metazoa; Chordata; Actinopteri; Labriformes; Labridae
Gene: fev
Product: FEV transcription factor, ETS family member
Exons: 3
Coding region: 1-663 (220 amino acids)
Biological process (GO): cell differentiation; regulation of transcription by RNA polymerase II
Cellular component (GO): nucleus
Molecular function (GO): DNA-binding transcription factor activity, RNA polymerase II-specific; sequence-specific DNA binding
Source: RefSeq, a predicted model, not a curated record